Molecule: messenger RNA, 567 nt
Organism: Nematocida parisii ERTm1
Lineage: Eukaryota; Fungi; Microsporidia
Exons: 1
Coding region: 1-567 (188 amino acids)
Source: RefSeq, a predicted model, not a curated record
AUGUACUUUAGAUACUGUAUAGUGUUAUUAUACAUAACAAAUAUAAAAGCAAGAAUGGUAUGGGAAGAAGUAAAAGAAUUUAAAGGAAUUGCUGUUGGAUCAUAUAAAGGUGUGGAUAGAAUGGUAUCUCCACAGAGCUCUUUGCAUCCUACAAACUUAUAUAUCAAUAGUAAACGUGGUGAAAUAUAUAACAUACGCACAUUUGGCCAUCAAAUAGGCACACAAUAUAAAAUGGAAGUUACAGCUAGUGAAUCUGGUGAUAAUGUCUAUAAAUGCAGUAAAACAACUGGUAAGAAUGACAUUCGUGAUUUAGACAAUAAGCAACUCUUCUUUCCAAAAAUAUAUUUGAAUUUUUAUAGGUGUUUAAUUGACAUGUUUCCUACAGUGGAUGGAAGAGCAACAAUUUAUUCAGAAGAAAAAUAUUCAUUUUUAGCUUUUCUUAAUAAUAUUCCAGAGAAAAAAGACAGGCUGAGACUGCUUGCUUCUUUGUUUUUACUUUCUAAUGGGAUAAAUAUUUCUUUAGAAAUAAAAACAAAUAAAGAUAAAUCGUGUGGUGCUUGUUCUUAA